GAACCAUGUCCGGGCGAGGCAAACAAGGCGGUAAGGCUCGCGCCAAGGCUAAGACUCGCUCUUCGCGGGCCGGGCUUCAGUUCCCUGUGGGCCGAGUGCACCGUCUUCUCCGCAAGGGCAACUACGCCGAGCGGGUCGGGGCCGGCGCGCCGGUGUACCUGGCGGCGGUGCUGGAGUACCUGACGGCCGAGAUCUUGGAGCUGGCGGGCAACGCGGCCCGCGACAACAAGAAGACGCGUAUCAUUCCGCGCCACCUGCAGCUGGCCAUCCGCAACGACGAGGAGCUCAACAAGCUGCUGGGUAAAGUCACCAUCGCGCAGGGUGGUGUCUUGCCCAACAUCCAGGCCGUGCUGCUGCCCAAGAAGACUGAGAGCCACCACAAGGCCAAAGGCAAAUAG
Balaenoptera musculus (blue whale) is the source of this 398-nucleotide messenger RNA. Its product is annotated as histone H2A type 1. The transcript has a single exon. The coding region runs from base 6 to 398 and encodes 130 amino acids. NCBI's taxonomy places the organism in Eukaryota, Metazoa, Chordata, Mammalia, Artiodactyla, Balaenopteridae. The record is from RefSeq and is a predicted model, not a curated record. Gene Ontology annotation, molecular function: protein heterodimerization activity; DNA binding; structural constituent of chromatin. Gene Ontology annotation, cellular component: nucleosome.